AUGAUUACUAUUUUCACUCGAAAUUUUGGUACCUCUGGGGUACCUAGAUCAAUAUUUAGUAAGUUCAACAAAUAUGUAGUAAGCAACUCAUCGAAGGAGUUUGAAGUAGUGAAACUUAUUAAACCAGUUGGGUUAAUUGAUCCACCUUCCAAGAGCACUAAGUAUAAGGAAGGAAAUUCUUUGAAAGAUAUGUUAGAUCCUGAAAAAACUGAGAAAAGAAGUGAAGAAUUAGGUUUGGAAUUUAACAGAUCAGGGAUGUAUGAUAUGUAUACUUUUAGAAAGACAAAUGGUAAAUUAUUUGAAGCCCCACAAUCCUAUUGGAAAGACAAUAAGGCAUUGUACUUUCCUCAUGUGAUUGGUAGGUCAUUGGUUGGGCGUAUAAAUCAAAAUAUUGAAGAUUCAUUGAAAGGUAAAAUUAGUAUAGUGAAGAUAUUUACGAAUCCUGUAGCUGAGAAAAUGACAGAUUCAUUUACUAAAAAUGAGGAAUUAGAUGUUGAUUAUGCUAAUAAAGAUUUUGAAAAGUUAAAAGACUGGAAUUCGCAAAUUGUAGAAAUUAAUUUAAUCGAUAGUAAAGCCAAAGAAAUUAUAUUUAAGCUGUUUGGCAUGUCAAAAUUAAGGAAACUUGUGCCAUCAUUUUUACAUAAAAAUUACUUUUUAAGCUUAAGGACUCAAAUACCAUUUACUGUCAGAGAACAAUUAAUGAUCAAUAAUAUGUAUACAGGGUAUGUUAUGAUCGUUGAUCCGAAUUUAAAAAUCAGAUGGAUAGCUUGUGGUAAUGCUACAGAAGAAGAUUUUAAAACGUUAUGGAAAAGUGUAAGAGGGAUCAAACGAGAAAAUGAGACUUCAUAA
Messenger RNA from Vanderwaltozyma polyspora DSM 70294, 849 nucleotides. It is a transcript of the gene ATP10, whose product is annotated as Atp10p. Gene Ontology annotation, biological process: mitochondrial proton-transporting ATP synthase complex assembly. The record is from RefSeq and is a predicted model, not a curated record. Gene Ontology annotation, cellular component: mitochondrial inner membrane. The coding region runs from base 1 to 849 and encodes 282 amino acids. Lineage: Eukaryota; Fungi; Ascomycota; Saccharomycetes; Saccharomycetales; Saccharomycetaceae. The transcript has a single exon.